UCGGAAAUUUUUUUGGGGGGGUCGCUGUGUUACUUACGGAUUGCGUCACAUCAGAUAGGAGAUCUGCUAGAAAACUCCGAUUGGCAAAAAAUUCACGUGAUUUUGGCAGGGGUGCCCCGGCUGAAAUCUGCCAAGAAUCCAUGAUCACGUCUUUCGUGAUACAGAUAAUAAGUUUUUAA
Ambispora gerdemannii is the source of this 179-nucleotide messenger RNA. Lineage: Eukaryota; Fungi; Glomeromycota; Glomeromycetes; Archaeosporales; Ambisporaceae. The record is from the annotation of a GenBank genome assembly.